Molecule: messenger RNA, 6468 nt
Organism: Linum trigynum
Lineage: Eukaryota; Viridiplantae; Streptophyta; Magnoliopsida; Malpighiales; Linaceae
Source: the annotation of a GenBank genome assembly
GACAGGUCCAAAAUGGAAACUGGACCUGGUGAACUCCCACACUAUAUGCAGUACAAUGAUCCCAGUACAAGAAAAACCAGCAGUACAUGCAGAUCUCUUGAUCAGCUAACUUUCUCCUCAAUCUGAUGAAGUAAUGAACCCAUUCUAUUAAAUAAUUCUAUGUUAUAAUACUGGAAAUUCCCAAUUUCCCACAUAGAAGCAGGCAAACCAUUGGUUGGGGUAGUACAAUCCACAAACCCUAAAAACCCAACACUCUUCUUUUUCUCUGUACUACUACAACCACCUUAAAUUCCCCAUUGCUCAAUCUCUGUAUACAACCCAAAGCUUUCAAUUUAGAAAGGAGAGAAGGAAGAGGAAGUACACGAAAUACUCCCCCCCCCCCCCCCCCAACACGGUUCAGGAUCGGAGAAACAUCAUUGAGUGCAGCGUUGAUGAAAUUUUCGCUCCUCCUCUUUUGGGUGGCCGACGAACUCACCAUUUCGUUCCGGGAAGCGUGGUUUCAGCAGCGCUGCUCUCAAUAAUGUUUCUCUUUCUUUUGGGAUCUGAAUGGAAACCACUUGUGAUUCUAGAAAGAGAUUAGUACAAGCGGGUAUAUACUAUUUUACUUUUUUCUGCUUAUCUUCAGUUCUCUCGUCUUUGUUCUAACGUAUACUCUAGUGUUUUUCUUACAUUGUACUAGAGGGUUGGUGGGUAGCCCCAAUGCAAAAUAGAUUGAUUGUUUUGCUUUUGUUUGGCCAAGAACUUGAUUGUUUGUAUUUCAUUACUUAUUCAUUAAAAAAUUUAUGUGUUUCAGCAACUUACAAAUCAUUUGCAAUCAAAUUAGCUUUAUGAAGAUUAACAACAUCCAUCAAUCUUUCAAAUAGAUCACAAAUUUAUUACCAAGAAGAACUUUGAUUACUAAAAAAAAGAUCUUUGAUUUAUGAUAAUCAGAUGAUAUGACAAUGACACGAUGAUGAAGCUGCUUGAUGAGAAGCAUCCAGUACGACAAUGUACCCAUUAUAGAAUGUGGGUUAACCAUCAUAUUAUAUGUAAGGCCAAGAGACAUUUUUUGAACCGUUGGAUGACUGAUGACAGCAUUGUUGUUGUAAUUAUGAGGAAUGGUCAAAAAGAUGGUAGAGAUUAGAGAACCUCCCCAAGAUGGUCAAAAGAGUUGAAAGUUGAAUCUCUUUUUUUUUCCACUUUUUACUAUGUUGCUGUUGCCUAGUUUUGCUGCAAACUGGACUUGUGGCCAAUAUAGAGAAGAGAAGCCUGCAAAAUCGUACUUUGCUUGGAAUUGGGCUUUUCGCGAAUCUGCCAAACCCAACAGGUGAAUGCACUCAUAUUAUUAUCAGCACACAUUUCCUACAUUUUCUUAAAGGACAAGUCUUGAAAUUUGCUGCUGAAACUGAAACUCUGCACUAAGCCAAACAGAGCCUUUACCGCACCGAUCAAUCAUUCCAAUCUUUAAUUUCCCGACUAAUAAUUUCCCCCCAUGUCCAAAGACCAAACAAAGGUUUCUCCAGAGCAACCCUGAUAGGGCUCUGUUUUCCUACCAAAUUACGCCGCGCUGCCAUUCGCCGUUCGCCAUUAUUCCCUUUCUUCGUCUUCUGCUACUGCUAAUAAAUGUCGACGACCCCUAAAACCAAAAGCCCUCUUUUCAUUUCCCUUCUCCGCUCCUUCUAUUAGAAAAAAGACGAGAUUUUUUUCUUUUUUUCCCCGAGAAAAUUUUCAGAUAGAGAGUGGGGCUGCGGCGUGGAGUUCUCUGUCUGCGGGGGGAUUCUUCUUUAAUUCGUUGGCCGGGGAAUGGCGGAGAAUGGGUCUCUGCCGGACCACCUCCGGUGCAAGCGUACCGACGGGCGGCGGUGGCGGUGCGGCCGGAGGGUGGAACAGGGGAAGAAGCUCUGCGAAAUUCACCACCUCCAAGGUAAGCAUCGCUCGCACAAGUGGAAAGUCCCCGAGUCGCUCAAGAUACAAAGGAAGUACAAGAACAGCAACAAUGGCGCUCGAGUUAGGUUACCCAAGGAGGGCGACGUCGUUUUGUCGAAAUUGGGGCAGAAGAGGAAGAGGCCGGAGGGGUUCCACGAGGUAGUGAAGAUGAAGAAGAAAACGAAGACGAAGAAGAUUAAUGCCAAGAAGAACACGCUGCAAUUUGAGCUGAUUCGGAUGGCUCUGAAUAGAGCAGUCGAGAAGCGGAAAGGGCAGAGUACCAAUCACAAGAAAUCCAACUCUAAGAAUAAGAGCGGUAGUAGUGAUAAUAACAGUGGGGAAGAAGAGGAAGAAGAUGAAGAGCACGAGUUGAUGAGAGAUUUGCCUAAUGGGUUCAUGGCUAUAUCUCCUGCUAAGCAUUUCAACAAUGUGGGUUCAUGUUCAGCUUCCACAGCUUCCUGCGACGUCAAAAUUGGGUCGGAUUUGAGUUCUGGGAGACGGUUCCGGUCUAAGAACCUCGAGCCAUUGCCCAUUGGAGCUGCCCUGCAGGUUAAGGAUAUGGUGGAAUUGAACAGAGGGAAGAAGAAGCAGAAGUGCCAUUGGUGUAGGAAGAAUGGGUUGAGUAGUACUUUGAUUCAAUGUUCCAGUUGUCGGAAGGAGUUUUUCUGUAUGGAUUGCAUCAAAGAACGGUAUUUUGAUGAGCAAGAAGAAGUUCAGAAUGCUUGUCCAGUUUGCCGCGGGACUUGUGGAUGUAAACCAUGCUCGGCAGCCCGAUUUAAGGACGGUGAAUGUGAGGAGUUCUCUAAUGGUAGAAGACAGGUGAAUAAGGUCUUGUACUUUCAUUAUAUGAUCUGUAUGCUCCUUCCAGUGCUGAAAAAAAUGAAUCAAGAUCUUGCUUCCGAAAUUGACACAGAGGCCAAAAUAAAAGGUCUAAAACUUUCCGAGAUUCAAAUAGAGCAGGCUAAAGUAAGCAGCAACCAACGUUCGUGCAAUAACUGCAAGGCUUUGAUUGUUGAUUUCCUCAGAAGCUGCCAAAGCUGCUCCUACAGCCUCUGCUUAAGAUGUUGUCGAGAUGUUUUCCAGGGGUUAGUACGUGGGAAUGUCGAUGUGCUUGUAUCUAAAUGCCCUACAAGAAGGAAAACUUUCGUUUCGGGCAGACAACAAUCCGAGAUGAUAUCAGCAUUCACAUCAAAGAAGAGAUUCCCCGGUAGACAUCCCCGUAAUCGAAAAGCUUUCAAUGGUUGUGUUGGUAUACCUUGUCCACCUUCUGAGUUUGGUGGUUGUGGUGAUAGCCUGCUCGAUCUGAGCUCUCUUUUCCCAUUGAAUUGGGCCAAGGAGCUGGAAAAAAGUGCAGAAGAGCUUAUUGGCUGCUACGAGUUGCCCGAGACCUUGGAUAUCAACUCCAGUUGUUCGUUAUGUACUGAGAGUGACCUGGAAACUGAUGAGGUAAAGCAGUCACAAGAGGCCUCUACAAGAGAAGAUUCACAAGACAACCUGUUAUACUGUCCUACUGCAGUAGACAUUCACGGUGAUAAGCUAGAACAUUUCCAGAAACACUGGGGCAAAGGUCAGCCUGUAAAAGUCCGCAAUGUGCUUCUGGGUACAUCUGAUCUGAGCUGGGAUCCAAUUGUCAUGUUCUGCACCUAUCUCAAGAACAAUGCUAACACAACCGGGAAUACACAGGCUAUUGAUUGUUUGGACCACUUUGAGGUGGAAAUUGGUGUUCGGCAGUUAUUCAUGGGAUCGAUAAGAUGUCCGAAAAAUGCCAAUAUGUGGCAUGAGGAACUAAAGUUGAAAGGAUGGCUUUCUCCUCAAGUAAUCCAAGAACAUCUCCCAGCUCAUUACUCCGAAAUCCUUCAUGCUCUACCACUCCCAGAAUACAUGGACCCCACUUCUGGUGUCUUGAACUUAGCAGCAGAGUUGCCACAGGAGAUCUCGAAACCUGAUUUGGGUCCUUCCAUCUACAUUUCGUACAAUAGCGGGAACGAUAUUGUAAGAGCUGAGUCAGUAUCAAAAUUGCGGUAUGAUACCUAUGAUGUGAUCAACAUUCUGGUGCAUGCAACUGAUGCACCUGUCUCGACUGAACAACUUAACUAUAUCCGCAAGCUGAUGAAGAAGAACAACGAAGAGAACCGAGCAAAUGGAGGAAGCAUCGAAGAAUUGAGAUUGCAUGAUCUGGUAGAGGAAGAAAUUCAAUUGCACAAGAAAGUUGCUCGAGUCUCUUGGUUCGCUGCUGCACAACAUGAAGCCCGCGAUGAGAAACGUAACACAGUUUUCCACAAUAAUGGAGCGUGUUCAGACACUGAUUCCGACACUGAUACUGAUACCGAUACUGAAGUCUCAAAGUUCUUGUUUGGUCCAGUCAAAGGGUCUAGGACUUCAGAGCACCGAACAUCCGGAAUAAAGCGUUCGGAAACAACCUCCGAUGAAGAAUUUGUAUCUGAGAAACAUGAAGAGUCAUGCGGUGUCCUAUGGGAUGUCUUCCGUCGACAGGAUGUUCCAAAGCUCGUAGAGUAUCUACGACAGCACUCGUAUGAGUUUGUCAAUACAUAUGGUUCCAGAAAGCCGGUUACUCAUCCGAUACACGAUCAAAUUGUCUUUCUCAAUUCGAUGCAUAAGCAAAGGCUCAAAGAGGAAUUUGAGAUUGAGCCGUGGACAUUCGAGCAACACGUGGGAGAAGCCAUCAUUAUUCCAGCCGGAUGUCCUUACCAGAUUAUGAAUCUCAAGUCCUGUGUGAACAUAGUGCUGGACUUCGUAUCUCCGGAAAGUGUCAUGCAGUCCAUGCAGUUGACCGAUGAGCUUCGCCUACUUCCAGAUAAGCACAAGGCCAGGGCUGAUUGUCUUGAGGUGAAGCAAAUGGCCAUCCAUGGCAUCAGUAGAGCCAUUAAAGAGAUACGUGAGCUUACUUCUUGCACUGACUAACACUGCGAGAUGCAACUUUCAGAAUACAUCAUCGUCCAAUUCCUUGGGUUUUGCUACCACAGAUGAAGUACUCCCAUCAAUGAAUAAGAAUCAAAGGGCUGUGCAAGCUCAAAUUGUUGAGAAUGAGUGGAAGAGAUUGUUCCAGUUCUGCAUCAGAGUUAUAAGCAUAUAUGUACAAUGAUUGUAUGCUUUCAUGGGAUUCAUAAUCUGCAAUUGGAGAGAUGAUGGAAGGGAGGUAAUUCUUGUAGACUAAAGAUCAAAGGCUAGUUAGGAUAGGGUUUCUAAAACUUUUUUGUUGGGGUACUGUCCUUUGGAUUUUGUGUAAAUGACUCCUUUUUUUCCAAGACAAUCCAUUGGUUGUACAUAUCAUUGGUGGUAGUCUUCUGAGUAAUAGUUCAAGGUUGAGUGUUAGCCGUUAGGUUGUGAUUUGGGGUUACUGAGUUCCUGGAACUCAUAUGUGACUUAGGUAAUCGUAGAGUGUAACAGAACAUAACAGCUCGUCUUCAGUCACAAAUUUUUACUGUUUUUUGUUGUUGUUGUUGCUGUCUCUGUAUAUGUCUAAAUCUAAACUCAGGGAGGACACGAUGGAAAUGGAUACUUAUCCAUAUUGUGUUGUAGAAAUUAGAAUGAAUGAAGCAGCUAACAGUUGGUCACCCUCUAGCUGCUGCGAGCCAGAAACUCUUCUUGACACUUCUCUGCUACGACUGCGAUGCAAGAUAGAUUGCAACGUCCUUUUCUGCUGACGCUCAUGAACAGGUAACGGGAUAGGAGGAUUGAGACUUUCUUCUUCAAAUCUGCAUCUAGAUCUUUAGAGGGUGGUAGCUGAAUCUUUACCUUCCAUUUGCAUCCAUCCUGGUUUUGUGGAAUCCACAAGAGCCAAUGGUUUUUUUAUUUCAUUUCUGGGGAAUAGCAGUACUGCAUUUUGAGCUUCUUCUUUGAUCCAUGGCAAAAAGAACUAAUGAAAAACAUGCAUCCUUCUCUCUAUCUGACAGUCACAGAGCGACAUCAUAAUUUUUUUUUACAGUUCUUGCACAUAACAUGAUGAAUCGAAUGAGAUCUUAUCUCUGUUUUUUAUGGUUAAGUCAUUAUAGAACCGUUGGUAGAACCAUUUGUGCGGUAUGACAUUAAAAUUGCAUAUAAUAUGGUCAUUUAUGAUUGAAGUUAUCGAUAAACAUAAACCAUUUCGAAUCUAUAUCAUCCAUCACUAAAAAGUAAAAACUCUAACAAAUCACUCAAACCAUCUCACUAAAAAAUUUAUGAUUUUUUUACGAAAUUCAAGUUAUUAAUUAGGGUGGCAAUUUGUGGUGGGCCGUGAUAAAGCCGACAAGAAAGUGGAGAAACGAAAAAGAGGAAACAAAAAUAAAAUUAGCGGUUCAGGUGUGAUUGUCUUAAUUUAUAUUAAAAUAUUUUUCAUAAUGUUUUUUAGUUAAAACAGUGAAUAAAGUAUUUUUCAUAAUGUUUUUGUUGUUAAAAUAGUGAACAAUUCAAAUCAAGAUCGAGAUGGUAUAUCUAAUUUCAUAUUCUUUUAACUGUCAAUCCCUUCCUAACUGUCCAAACAAAUUACCCAAACGUUGAUUUUUAUAACUAGGGAUAAUAGGCAUCGGGUUACACAUGCAAUGCCAAUAAAUGGUUAGAUUGAUU